AUGGGAGAGCGAAAAGGACAGAAUUUCUACUAUCCACCGGAUUUCAACUACAAGACACACAAAUCACUCAAUGGAUAUCAUGGAACACACGCGUUGCGUGAGAGAGCCAAGAAAAUUGAUCAGGGAAUUUUGGUGAUUCGAUUCGAAAUGCCAUUCAACAUCUGGUGUCUGGGAUGUCAUAACCACGUGGGAAUGGGUGUUCGUUAUAACGCGGAGAAGAAGAAAUGCGGAAUGUAUUACACAACUCCACUCUACGAAUUCCGAAUGAAAUGUCACCUUUGCGACAACUAUUACGUGAUUCGAACGGAUCCGAAGAAUUUCGAUUACGAGUUGGUCGAGGGAUGCUCUCGACAAGAGCUCCGCUUCGAUCCAACCGAUAUUCAACAAGUUGGAGCGGUUGAUAGAGGAUUUGCGCAGAAGUUGGCGGCGGAUGCCAUGUUUAAGAAGGAGCAUGAAGCGGAGGAUAAAGAGAAAGCGGCUGGGGAGGAGGGGAGAGUGGAUAAACUGGAAUGGAUUCAGGAGAGAAUGAGAGACGACUUCUCAGCGAAUUCUUAUUUAAGAGCACAGUUUCGGAACGAAAAGAAAUCGCUCAACGAGACGCGCGCUCGUGAUGCGAAUCUCCGUGAGAAGUUAUCAAUCGGAACGACAAGUCUACUUCCGGAGAUAGAAGAGGAUCGGCGGAUGGCUUCGAUGCUGACGAGAUAUAAAGAUGCGAAAUCUCACGACGACUUCCUAGAGACGUCACGAGACCGUAUCGAGUCAAAACGAAUAUUCGGACGGCCCGAAGCCCCAGACACCCCAUCCACGUCAUCUGGAUCAUCUGGAGGACCGACGCCUUCUGAACGUCUAAAAGCAACAAUGAAGGCGGAACGAGACAAACGAAUCAACGCGACGUUCUCUGCGGGGUCUUCUGGAGUCAACUUUUUGGGAAUAAAACGGAAAUCGACGACAUCGCUAGGGAUUCAGAAGAAAAAAGCGGCGCCGACGACGACGGAUGGAGCGGAUACGAAGAAUUCUGUGAAACCUGAAGCCCCGCCUCCUUCUACUAACCCAAUUUCACUCAUUGCUCAAGAAUACGGCGAUUCUUCGGAUUCUGAAUAA
Caenorhabditis remanei is the source of this 1101-nucleotide messenger RNA. RefSeq lists its product as uncharacterized. The transcript is spliced from 4 exons. Gene Ontology annotation, cellular component: U2-type spliceosomal complex; post-mRNA release spliceosomal complex. The record is from RefSeq and is a predicted model, not a curated record. Lineage: Eukaryota; Metazoa; Nematoda; Chromadorea; Rhabditida; Rhabditidae. Gene Ontology annotation, biological process: mRNA splicing, via spliceosome. Bases 1 to 1101 code for a protein of 366 amino acids.